AUGACCGUCCUCGACGAGCGCCGCAAGACGGUGGGGCAGCUCUUCGCUGUCGGCUUCCACGGCACCGAGCUCGACGACAACAUCCGAUCCCUCGUCUGCGACUACCACGUCGGCGCCGUCGUCCUCUUCAAGCGCAAUGUGCGAGACGCCGCCCAACUGCGCGCCCUGUGCCUGUCGCUGCAGCAGCUAGCCAAGGAAGCCGGCCAUGGCCAGCCUCUCUUCGUCGGCAUCGACCAGGAGAAUGGCCUCGUCACUCGCAUAUCGCCCCCCGUCGCAUCACAGAUGCCAGGCCCCAUGGCCCUUGCUGCCGCGGGCUCCCUGGCCUCGGUGCGCGCCGUCGCCGAGGCCACGGGCUCCAUGCUCCGCCACUUUGGCAUCAACAUCAACUACGCCCCCGUCGGCGACGUCAACUCGGAGCCCCUCAACCCAGUCAUUGGCGUCCGCAGUCCCGGCGACGACCCUGUCCGGGUCUCGCAGUCUGCAGCGGCCUGUGCUGCGGGUCUGCGUGCUAGCGGCGUGGUGCCGUGCAUCAAGCAUUUCCCCGGCCACGGCGACACGCGCGUCGACUCCCACUAUGGCCUGCCCGUUAUACGUAAAUCCCGCCAAGCUUUGGAGGCUACAGAGCUUGUUCCCUUUCGGCAUGCUGUCGCCCACGCCAUCGAGAUGGUUAUGACGGCCCACAUCUCUCUGCCGGAGCUAGAAGGCGGCUCUGACCUGCCGGCCACGCUAUCUCCCGAGGCCAUGGAAAUCCUGCGCGACGACCUCGAGUUCCAAGGAGUCGUCAUGACGGACUGCAUGGAGAUGGACGGUGUUCGCGCCACGUACGGGACGGUCGAGGGCUCUCUGAUGGCUCUCCAAGCUGGAGUUGACAAUGUCAUGAUCUGCCACACCUUUCAGGUGCAAACGGCCGCCAUUGAUCGUGUAUGCCAGGCAUUAGAGCAUGGGGAGAUAUCCCCACAGCGGAUAGAAGCCUCGCUCCGCCGCCUCAGCGAGCUCAAGUCUCGCUUCAUCAGCUGGGACGAUGCCCUCCAGCCCCAGGCACCCGAGGGUCUGUCGGCCAUGAACAAGGGCAGCGAGGAGCUUGCCAAACAGGUCUACCGCGAUGCCACGACUCUGGUCCGGUCGCAAGCGGGGCUACUCCCUCUCUCGCGCACAGCCAAGACGGUAUUCAUCUCGCCAGGACCCAACGUUCCCCUAGGCGGUGCCGUUCAUAGCGGAGACGUUGCGCCGCCGACCCGUGUGCCGUGGGUAUCGGGCUCAUUUGGAGACGUCCUGCGUGCGCACAACCCGACGGUCGUUGACAUCCGCUUUGUCGACUCGACGCUCUCGGAAGACGAGUGGCGCCAGGUGGACAAAGCCGAGGUGGUGAUCUUGGCAACGCGCAAUGCUCGCGAGUCACAGUACCAGGCUCAACUCGGCAUGGAGGUAGCAAGACGACGGGGAGAGGCACCGCUCGCGACAGUUGCGACCUGCAACCCUUACGACUUCCUAGAAUGCCCCGAUAUGAGAACCUACCUGGCCAUCUAUGAGCCGACGGUUGAAGCGUUUAGCGCCGCCGCCCAUGUACUCUACGGCAAGGUGUCUGCCGGGGGCAAGCUUCCAGUUUCAUACAUCCCGCCUAGAAAGUGA
Messenger RNA from Hirsutella rhossiliensis, 1629 nucleotides. Its product is annotated as beta-hexosaminidase A. Gene Ontology annotation, molecular function: hydrolase activity, hydrolyzing O-glycosyl compounds. The coding region runs from base 1 to 1629 and encodes 542 amino acids. The record is from RefSeq and is a predicted model, not a curated record. Lineage: Eukaryota; Fungi; Ascomycota; Sordariomycetes; Hypocreales; Ophiocordycipitaceae. Gene Ontology annotation, biological process: peptidoglycan turnover; carbohydrate metabolic process. The transcript is spliced from 2 exons.